Molecule: messenger RNA, 5012 nt
Organism: Nerophis ophidion (straightnose pipefish)
Lineage: Eukaryota; Metazoa; Chordata; Actinopteri; Syngnathiformes; Syngnathidae
Gene: fmoda
Product: fibromodulin a
Exons: 10
Coding region: 1105-2133 (342 amino acids)
Molecular function (GO): protein binding
Source: RefSeq, a predicted model, not a curated record
CUCUUAUUUUGUUGCCACUUCCUGUCCUACCGGUGUUAGCUGGCAGCAACUUCACGCCCCCUUGCCAGUCUUCCUGUUCACUUGAAGGUGAUCAGGUGGGAUGGUUUCCACCUGCCGCCAAUACCACCUGAGGACUGGCCCUGCAGGUCUGGCAGCUUUAUGGAGAUCAUUUUGUCAUUUUUGGUUACUGGUAUUUUAAAGACUCUUAUUUUGUAAAAACUAUUCUUGAGAACUCUCUUUUUUGGCCUCAUUUUUUCUGUUUUUCUGUGCAAUUCCCACGCUGCACUCGAUUUGUUUAACGCACAGAUUUUCCUUGUGUUUACGUUGGGACAUUACGUGCACGUUUUCCGCACGCCGCCUGCUCUCUUCUGCGUUCUGUGGUCACACCUGCAGCUGCAAGGGGCGGGGCUAACGGACAACAUCGCUAAGAAGACGCAUUUUUAAAAAUAUUUUUUUACCUGACGAGCGAGGACUAUAACGUAAUCAUCAUCCAGACGAGGGGGGAGAACACAAGUCAGGUGCCGGAAGAUGUAAACAUCCCAUCGGUCUUCAUCCCAGUGAGACCAGACGUUGUACAGGUCACACGUUGAUACUCGGAUCGUUUACCCAAGAUGAAGAUGGAACACCGGAGGCAGGGUGCAGACGUCAUCAGCUACCUCCGUCUCAAGCGUUUUUAAGCACGGGAAAUACGAGAAGCUACUUGAUGAACCAUCACCCGGAAAAUAUAUUUGAAGCCAAACAUCAAUUUGUGAGACGUCAUCAGUGUUUGAACCUGACAGCUACCUCCGUCUCAAGCGUUUUUAAGCACGGGAAAUACGACAAAGCUACUUGAUGAACCAUCACCGGGAAAAUAUAUUUGAAGCCAAACAUCAAUUUGUGAGGAGGAGAGGAAGCGGUCCGCUCGCCCACAUGUGCCGAUCACAACCUAUCAUAGCAGCGUGAAGGAAAAGUGGGCAGGGGCAACCACCAAAGGGGCGGAGACCUUGGAGUGCAUGUUUGUGAAGUGUUGGUCCAAGCAACACAAGUCGCAGGCAGAAGGGGCGCAAGCAGGGAACUCUCGCUAAAAUCAGGUCAGCUGGAGGUGGAUUGUGUCCGUGUGCCGCCAUGCGUCAGGUGAUCUUCCUCCUCUCCGCCCUGCUUCCGCUGUCUCUCUCCCAUGGACAAGAUCCGUUGGCCUGGUUCUACAGCGGGCGGCACGCCCUGCAGGCGGACACCACAGGCGGCGAGUGUCCCCCCGAGUGCGACUGUCCUCCCACCUUCCCCAUCGCCAUGUACUGCGACGACCGGGGCCUGACGGCCAUGCCCACCGUGCCCUCCCGGAUCAAGUACCUCUACCUCCAGCAUAACGCCAUCGCGGCUGUGUCCGACUCGGCUCUGGUCAACGCCACCGAGCUGAGGUGGCUGAUGUUGCACCACAACCUUCUCACGGCCAGCGCCAUCAGCCGGAAGGCCUUCGUGAAGUUGGAAGGACUGGAGCGUUUGUAUUUGCAACACAACAAUUUGACCGGCGUCCCUGAGAACCUUCCUCGUUCCCUGCGAGACCUGAGGAUGGAUCACAACAGCAUCCAGCAGGUAACGCCUUCAGAUCUAGCCGGAAUGGACAACCUCACCAUCCUGCAUCUCCAUGACAACGCUAUCACAGACAUGGGUGCGUCAUUGCAGUCUCUGGCGUCCCUCACACUGUUGGACAUCAGCAACAACAAGUUGACUAAGGUCCCAGAGGCUCUCCCCGAACAGCUCCACCAGCUCUACCUGGACGCCAACUCCAUCGCCUCUCUGUCCGAGGGCUUCUUGGGCGGUUUGACACGGCUGCAGUACCUGCGCUUGGCCCACAACCAGCUGACCGACACGGGCGUGCCCGCCGGCGCCUUUAACGUGACGGCGCUGGUGGAGCUGGACCUCAGCUUCAACAGGCUGGAGAGAAUCCCUUCAGUCAGCCCCGCCCUGCAGCAUCUUUACCUGCAGGCCAACCAGAUCAAAGAGUUCACACUGGGAAGUUUCUGCAGCCUCGUGGACGUCAACAACUACUCCAGACUGGAAACCCUGCGCCUGGACGGAAACCAGAUCGCUCCCCAGGACAUCCCGUCCGAUUCCUCGCUUUGCCUGCGCCUGGCCUCCAGCAUCGACGUUUAAAGGCGCCGCACAGCCUCUUCGAAGGUCACGACUUUGUUUACCUCUGUUUCAUGUUUGAAGUGACCUCAACUGGGCGAUCAAAUACUUGGCAAUAAAAUACAAGUACUAUGUAUACACAGUGGGGCGAAAAAGUUUUUAGUCAGCCACCGAUUGUGCAAGUUCUCCUACUUAAAAUGAUGACAAAGGUCUGUAAUUUUCGUCAUAAGUACACUUAAACUAUGAGAAACAGAAAGAGAGAAAAAAAAUCCAGGAAUUCACAUUGUAGGAAUUUUAAUAAAUUUAUUUGUAAAAUUAUGCUGGAAAAUAAGUAUUUGGUCACUUCAAACAAGGAAGAUCUCUGGCUCUCACAGACCUGUAACUUCUUCUUUAAGAAGCUCUUCUGUCCUUCACUCGUUACCUAUAUUAAUGGAACCUGUUUGAACUCGUUAUCUGUAUAAAAGACACCUGAAAACAGCCUCAAACAGUCAGACUCCAAACUCCACUAUGGCCAAGACCAAAGAUCUGUCGAAAGACACCAGCAAAAGAAUUGUAGACCUGCACCAGACUGGGAAGAGUGAAUCUACAACAGUCAAAGCAGCUUGGUGUGAAAAAAAUCAACUGUGGGAGCAAUUAUCGGAAAAUGGAAGACAUACAAGACCACUGGGCUCCACGCAAGAUCUCCCCCCGUGGGGUCAAAAUGAUAAUUAGAACGGUGAGCAGCAACACGGGGGCACCUGGUGAAUGACCUGCAGAGAGCUGGGACCAAAGUAACAAAGGUUACCAUCAGUAACACACUGCGCCGACAGGGAAUCAAAUCCUGCAGUGCCAGACGUGUCCCCUUGCUUAAGCUAGUGCAUGCCCAGGCUCAUCUGAAGUUUGCCAGAGAGCACAUCGGAGAAUAUCAUGUGGUCAGAUGAAACCAAAAUAGAACUUUUUGGUAUAAACUCAACUCGUCAUGUUUGGAGGAAGAAGAAUACUGAGUUGCAUCCCAAGAACACCACACCUACUGUGAAGCAUGGGGGUGGAAACAUCAUGCUUUGGGGCUGUUUUUCUGCUAAGGGGACAGGACGAUUGAUCCAUGUUAAGGAAAAGAUGAAUGGGGCCAUGUAUCGUGAGAUUUUGAGCCAAAACCUCCUUCCAUCAGUGAGAGCUUUGAAUGGUUGACCAAAUACUUAUUUUCCAGCAUAAUAUACAAAUAAAUUCUUUAAAAUUCCUACAAUGUGAAUUCCUAGAUUUUUUUUUCGCAUUCUGUCUCUCUAUUAUGAAAAUUACAGACCUCUGUCAUCAUCUUAAGUGGGAGAACUUGCACAAUUGGUGGCUGACUAAAUACUUUUUUGCCCCACUCUAUAAACCGAGUCAGGUAUGUUACACACUAUAUUGCCAAAAGUAUUUGGCCACCUGCCGUUACUCACAUAUGAACUUGAAGUGCCAUCCUAUGGAAUUGUCCAAAAUGUUUUGGUAUCCUGGAGCAUUCCAAAGUUCCUUUCACUGGAACUAAGGGGCCAAGCCCAACUCCUGAAAAACAACCCCACACCAUAAUUCCUCCACCAAAUUCCACACUCGUUCUCUUGGCAACCGACAAACCCGGACUUGUCCAUCAGAUUGCCAGAUGUAAAAGCGUGACUCAUCAGUCCAGAGAACCCAUCUCCACUGCUCAAGAGUCCAGUGGCGACGUGCUUUACACAAAUGCAUCACACGCUUUGCAUUGGACUUGGUAAUGUAUGGCUUAGAUCCAGCUGCUCGGCCAUGGAAACCAAUUCCAUGAAGCUCUCUGCGUACUGUACGUGGGCUAAUUGGAAGUUCACAUGAAAAUUUGGACCACUGUAGCAACUGACUGUGCAGAAAGUCUUUGCACUACACGCUUCAGCAUCCGCUGACCCCUCUAUGUCAGUUUACGUGGCCUACCACUUGGUGGCUGAGUUGCUGUUGUUCCCAAAAACUUCCAUUUUCUUAUGAUAAAGCUGACUUUGGAAUAUUUAGGAGCGAGGAAAUUUCACGACUGGAUUUGUUGCACCGGUGGCAUCCUAUGACAGUUCCACGCUGGAAAUCACUGAAAGCGGCCCAUUCUUUCACAAAUGUUUGUAAAAACAAUCUCCAUGCCUAAGUGCUUGAUUUUAUACACCAGGCCAAGUAAUUAGGGCACCUGAUUCUCAUCAUUUGGAUGGGUGGGCAAAUACUUUUGGCAAUAUAGUGUAUGUGUUCUUAAGCUUUUGGACCUCAGGGCCCACCUCUUCCAGUACACAGGGGUCCGGGACACAUUCAAAUAUUAACAUUCUUGAUUUUAAUCAUAUUCAAUAAUUAUAUCUAACCUAUUUACAGUUUAACAGGAUCAACAUCAUCAAAAGAUAUGAGGUGUUCAUCAUUAAGGCUUAGGUCAGGCUGAUUACCGAAAUAAAUACUAAUCAAAUAUUCAGCCAAAGGAGGGACUCGUAAAAACUGAUGAAAGAUCAAUUAACAUACAAUCUAAUUGAAUUAAUAAAUGAUACGUAUGUUUUUUUAAAUAAACUGUCAAUAAAAUUAAAGUGCAAACAAAAAUACAACUUUAACCACUUUAGUCUUUAUUUUUGCGCUUAAGAAACGCCUCUAUGACUUUAGCUCCGGACUUCUUUUGUUUGUUUGAUGUUGUCCUUACUGUCACAAGUGGUGGAACAGUGUAUUACAACUAAGUGUGGAUCACAGCUGAGGAAAAACAGGUAUUUUUGACGGCCCUCUAGGUAGCCCUAUGGUUAAGAAACGCUGAGAUAGAUGACGUACACUCGUUUUACUUUAAUGAAUCAUUCUUUUGGCUUUUUUAUUACACUUUUUUUGCUCUUUUUCUCUGCAUGAAUGUAUUUAAUCAAGUAAUCCUAAUAGUUGACUCCUGACUCGUGUGAAGUUAUGAAUAAAUAUUCUUUGACAUA